ACAGUAAACAACACGCACAAGACGAAGAAUAUACACUACCUACCUACAAUACAACCACUUCACAAUUAUUUUUCAUUCAAUACAAGUAAAUUACAGAUUUUCAAGCAAUCAUUUAUUUUGUAGCCAAUAAAAAUAUUAUUACUAUUCCAAGCAAUAAUGUCCCUCGACACGGUACCAAAAGAUCUUAGAGGAUUACGAGCAUGUUUGGUGUGUUCAUUGAUAAAGACUUUUGACCAAUUUGAAUAUGAUGGAUGUGACAACUGUGAUGAGUUUCUACGUAUGAAAAAUAAUAAAGAUAAUGUGUAUGACUGUACAAGUAAUAAUUUUGACGGUAUGAUUGCAGUUAUGAGUCCUGAAGACAGCUGGGUAUGCAAAUGGCAGAGAAUCAGUCGUUUUUGUAAAGGAGUGUAUGCAAUAUCAGUGUCUGGUAGGCUUCCUGCUGGAGUAAUCCGUGAAAUGAAAAGCAGAGGCUAUGUCUACAGGCCAAGAGACACAAGCCAAAGAUAAUUUAUUUUACUUCAUUAUUUUAUAACUCCAUAAAUAAAUUCUCACACCAUAUCCAA
Messenger RNA from Amyelois transitella, 563 nucleotides. RefSeq names its product transcription elongation factor SPT4 (gene spt4). The record is from RefSeq and is a predicted model, not a curated record. The transcript is spliced from 4 exons. Gene Ontology annotation, molecular function: zinc ion binding; RNA polymerase II complex binding. The coding region runs from base 157 to 507 and encodes 116 amino acids. Gene Ontology annotation, biological process: regulation of transcription elongation by RNA polymerase II; chromatin organization; positive regulation of DNA-templated transcription, elongation. Gene Ontology annotation, cellular component: nucleus; DSIF complex. NCBI's taxonomy places the organism in Eukaryota, Metazoa, Arthropoda, Insecta, Lepidoptera, Pyralidae.